Messenger RNA from Penicillium cataractarum, 1893 nucleotides. RefSeq names its product Zn(II)2Cys6 transcription factor domain-containing protein. Gene Ontology annotation, biological process: regulation of DNA-templated transcription. The transcript has 5 exons. Bases 1 to 1893 code for a protein of 630 amino acids. Gene Ontology annotation, molecular function: DNA-binding transcription factor activity, RNA polymerase II-specific; transcription cis-regulatory region binding; zinc ion binding. Gene Ontology annotation, cellular component: nucleus. NCBI's taxonomy places the organism in Eukaryota, Fungi, Ascomycota, Eurotiomycetes, Eurotiales, Aspergillaceae. The record is from RefSeq and is a predicted model, not a curated record.
AUGACGCGAACCGAACCUACAAAUAGCACGACGUCGUGGGAGACCAAGAGCAUUGCUGCUCUUGACGAUGCCCACCGAAUUGACUCGGUCGGCCAAGAUCCUCGCCCCAGAGGGCGAAUCCGCCGCUCCAUGACUGCGUGCAAUACAUGCCGCAAGCUGAAAACUCGGUGUGAUCUGGACCCCCGGGGACAUGCUUGUCGUCGCUGCCUUUCUCUCAGGCUGGAUUGUGAGUUGCCAGAAACACAGGAUAGAUUCCAGGAUAAUGCGUCCAACUGGUCAGACGCUAACGCGGCAAUACCGUCAAUCGAGGAGCGGCUUGUUUCCCUGGAGCGUGGUAUGGGUGAGAUGAUACAUUUGAUGCGUCAGAUGGUCAAUCAGUCAUCUACAGUCGCUGGUAGCCCUCAUUCUCAUGCCACACGUAGCGUGGAUGAUGUGGUGUCGGGCGAUAAUUGGCCCGUGCCAUCUUUUACGUUGAAGCCGGUGCAGUUCAUCCGGGACCUGCAGAUUGAAUGCUUCAGAGACCAACUCUCCACCGAGGCGGACCUGCUGGGUGAUAUUGUGUCUCAAGGAAUAAUUGAUGCAAAGUUGUCCUUGAAACUGAUCGAACUUUUUGUCGAAUACUUCAGUCCUUGGGUCUCAAUAGAUCUCUCAUCCAGCAUCCAGAGAACAGAUACACUGCUGUUCAAUACUGCAUGCCUCUUGGCAUCUCGUUAUCUGCCAGGCAUGCCUGCAAAUACGAUCCACGAAAUUUCAAUCCAAGUACAGCACGGGGUCACCAAAACCCUCUGGAGACGGUCGCCCUUGACAAAUGACCUACUUCAAGCGCUGGCAUUGCUUUGCCUUUACCCUACUUCCGGGCAUAAAGAAGGCUUCAUGGAUGGCUGGUUGUUGAGCGGGAUCUCGAUCAAUCAUGCCUUAACCUCUUUCAAUUUUCUCAGUAACCUUCCUACCAAAAGUGUUUUGACCGAUGAGAUGCUCUUUCAAAUGCGUCUUUGGAAUACAUUCUGUCUCACUCAUUUGCAUUCUGCUCUCGGAUAUGGCCGCUCUGUUAACGUGCAGCAACAUCACCUUGAUUACUGUACUCGCAUUCUGGAUCAUCCAAGGGCCACCCCAGAGGAUGGAAGAAUUGUCGCAGAAAUCAAGCUCUACCGAAUUGCUUUAAAGAUCCAGUACAAUCUCCAGCGCCUCCGAUUCGCUGAAGGUGAGUAUGAGGAGAUUGAACGGUGGAAAAUGGAAUGGGCUCAUCUGAUCGCAAAUGAAGGUCCAUCGACCCUCGAGCUAAGCAUUUGGUUCUGUCAGUUACUUCUUCACAGAACCGCCUCUCGACUUCAACCAGAAUCCGACAGACUUGUUGCCGAAAUAUGCAGCAAUGCACGUUUGAUAAUCUCUCGCUCCCUUCAGACUCGAUUUUCCGCUGCGCCAGGAUUGAUCGAUAAUGUGUACUAUAUCCUUGGAUAUGCUGCUCUCACUCUAUGUGAUUACAAUCCAUCGGAUCCUCAGAUCGAUCAGGUGCGGGCCUUCCUGCUCCACCUUGCUCCAAGUAGCGACCACCUGGCCUACAGGAUUGCGUGCAUUGUUGGAGAAGUCCAGCGCAGAUAUUCCGAAGCAGCCAGUGCAGAGCAGGCUUCCCCAAGCGGUGACGUGCUUAAAGGCUCUUUGUUCGUGGUUCCACCUUCGCGAUCAGAGAACCUGGACCUGGCACAACUCAUGCCUGCAUCUGGUAUGGAGUCUCUUGUCGAGGGAUAUGGGUGCUUUGAACAGCUCAUCCCUGCUGGCUACGUGCCUACGCAACCGGCAUUCUCGGCGCCUGCUAUGUUUCAACAUCAUCCAGCGCCAGUCACUGGUGGUGCAAUGCCUGUAAGCCUGGUGCCGCGGGCAUUGCAUGAUCUAUGA